Aspergillus ochraceoroseus IBT 24754 is the source of this 2082-nucleotide messenger RNA. It is a transcript of the gene pacC, whose product is annotated as putative C2H2 transcription factor PacC. The record is from RefSeq and is a predicted model, not a curated record. Lineage: Eukaryota; Fungi; Ascomycota; Eurotiomycetes; Eurotiales; Aspergillaceae. Bases 42 to 2054 code for a protein of 670 amino acids. Gene Ontology annotation, biological process: positive regulation of transcription by RNA polymerase II. The transcript has 3 exons. Gene Ontology annotation, cellular component: nucleus.
CCCCCCCCCCCCAAGAAAGGGACAAGAGUUUUUUCUUGGCAAUGUCGGAGGCCCAAGACAACAUCUCGCCCUCGACAGCGGUCGCUCCCAUUUCAGCGCCCAUGUUGCAGGAACAGCCAUCGGAUCAGCCUACUGCUCCCGUCUCAUCGUCUGCGGUCCCGUCCGUGACGGCAACAGCUGCUGCUGCCACCGCAGCUGUGGCCUCUCCCCCAAUGAAUGGUAACAGUGCUUCGCCUGCGACUGCCUCCUCGUCCACUCCGGCUACUUCUCGUCCUUCCGAGGAACUCUCGUGUUUGUGGCAAGGGUGCUCUGAGAAGUGUUCUAGCCCAGAGUCCCUCUAUGAGCAUGUUUGCGAGCGUCAUGUCGGUCGAAAGAGCACGAACAAUCUCAAUUUAACAUGUCAAUGGGGCAGCUGCCGUACUACCACUGUGAAGCGCGAUCACAUUACCUCCCACAUCCGAGUCCACGUCCCUCUCAAGCCACACAAGUGUGAUUUCUGCGGAAAGGCUUUCAAGCGUCCCCAGGAUUUGAAAAAACAUGUCAAGACUCAUGCGGAUGACUCUGUCCUUGUGCGGUCGCCGGAGCCUGGUUCUCGGAACCCCGAUAUCAUGUUUGGGGCAAAUGCCAAGGGCUACGCGGCCGCAGCACACUACUUCGAGCCGGCACUGAACACUGUUCCCAGCCAAGGCUACACGCACGGCCCUCCUCAGUACUAUGCGUCCCAUGCCCCACCACAGCCAUCCAAUCCGUCAUAUGGAAACGUUUACUAUGCGCUGAACAAUGGGCCCGAAACCCACCAAGCAUCCUAUGAAUCAAAGAAGCGAGGAUAUGAUGCCCUGAACGAAUUCUUUGGCGACUUGAAGCGACGCCAAUUUGAUCCCAACUCAUAUGCCGCUGUUGGCCAGCGGCUGCUGGGCUUGCAGAACCUCUCAUUACCCGUGUUGGCCAGUGGUCCCUUGGCAGAGUAUCAGCCAAUGCCUGCUCCGGUUGCUGUCGCUGGGGGGGGCUACCCCGGUGGCCCUCAUCCUACCCCUGCAUAUCACCUACCACCUAUGAGUAACGUGCGGACCAAAAACGACUUGAUCAAUAUUGAUCAAUUCCUGCAACAAAUGCAGGACACGAUCUACGAGAACGACGACAACGUCGCGGCAGCCGGGGUUGCCCAACCCGGUGCGCAUUACGUGCAUGGAGGCAUCAGCUACCGCACAACCCACUCCCCACCCACUCAACUUCCUCCUUCUCACGCCACAGGUGCUACCAGUGUCGGUCCCAUUCUCACCGCCACUACUGCUCAUUCUCCUUCAGCCGGCACUCCUGCUCUUACUCCUCCCUCAAGUGCGCAGUCCUACACAUCGGGCCGCUCUCCAAUUUCCCUGCCUGCUACUCACCGUGUCUCGCCACCUCAUGAAGGUGGCUCCAGCAUGUAUCCACGUCUGCCUUCAACCACUAUGGCUGAUAGCAUAGCUGCUGGUUACCCAACUGCGUCAAGUGCUGCUCCUCCGUCCACUCUGGGCGGGAUCUUUGACAACGAUGAUCGUCGGAGGUACACCGGAGGCACCUUGCAACGCGCACGACCCGCGUCUCGGGCCGCAUCCGAGACCAUGGAUCUCUCGGGCGAUGACAAGGAUUCUGGAGAGAAAACGCCUCCAGCUAAACCGGUCAUCUCUGCCAGCCUUAUUGAUCCUGCUCUCCACUCGGGAUCCCCGAGCGACACGAGCGACGCAGAGACUCUGCGCACUGCACAAGCAGCGGCUGAAGUCGCUGAACGCUCGGAUGCACAGUGGGUUGAAAAUGUGCGUCUGAUUGAGUACCUUCGGAACUAUAUUGCUUCCCGCUUGGAACGGGGUGAAUUCGAUGAGGCAGAGCGUGUUCGCCAUGUUCAUUCCCGAGAACCUUCAACGGAUGGUCAUAUGGAGGGCGUCGAAGCCACUCCCAUGCCACCUCGUUCCCCGCGGUCCGAAGAACCCUCCGUCAAGGGUGAAACGGGAGGUGAUACGGUCAUGUACCCCACAUUGAAGGGGUUGGAUGAAGAUGGAGACUCCAAAAUGCCCUAGUUAGCCGGGCUUUUUUUUUUUUUUUUUU